Messenger RNA from Diaporthe citri, 609 nucleotides. RefSeq lists its product as uncharacterized. The transcript has a single exon. The record is from RefSeq and is a predicted model, not a curated record. NCBI's taxonomy places the organism in Eukaryota, Fungi, Ascomycota, Sordariomycetes, Diaporthales, Diaporthaceae. Gene Ontology annotation, biological process: tRNA processing. Gene Ontology annotation, cellular component: nucleolar ribonuclease P complex. The coding region runs from base 1 to 609 and encodes 202 amino acids.
AUGGUAUCCUCAGAGCUGGGCCCGCAGCUGCAGUUCUUGACCGACGCGGCCCAUCUGCUGUCUGCCUCGUCUCCCGAGACCUCGGCCUUCCUGAUGAGCAAGCGCACGUCGCUCCUGGUCGACCAUGAUGUGCCCGUCACUGACCACCAACGCCAACAUGUCUGCAGCUGCUGUGGACAUAUCAUGGUCCCGGGCCAAGGAACUGAACUCAAAAUCGGGGCAGACAGGGUGCUCAAGGGCAGGAUCAAGAAGCAGCCCAAAACCCAAGGCGCACCACCAGCUGCCGCACCUUCCUCUUCGCACAAGCCAGGGAUAUUCAAGGUCUUCACCUGCGGUAACUGCAGCAGGUACACCAAGUUGCAACUGCCUCCUCCCAAGCCUCUCAAGGCUAGGGGCAGGAGAAAGAGGGUGGACCAGCAGAAGGCGCCACAGGAGCAGCGCCCAGCUGCACCCACCGAACCGGCAAGAAUGUCUGCCAAUGCCAGCAGCAAGAAGCGAGCAAAGAACCGCAAGGCCGGCCUGCAGGCCCUGCUGGAUCAGAGAUCCGGACAGCGCUCCAGUCCCUCUUCAGGCCUCGGGCUAAGCCUGUCUGAUUUCAUGAAGAAAUAA